AUGAAAAAUAGCACACUCAGUGCAGUUGGGCUGCGACAUGCCACAUUUGCUCUGCCCGGCGCCGAAUCGCUAAUAGACAAACGCCACCGCCGGCGGGAAAGCGCUCCCCCGAAGGUGGGUCAAAGCCAGGACUUGGCAUACCUGGAGGCGUUGGCCAAGUUCAACGACUGGCGAGCCCAGCAGCGCAACAGUGACCUACUUCCAGACCAUGGGCCAUCACCGAGCAAUGGAAACGCCACUCUACCACCCCGUAUAACGCUGCUGACGCACGGUACCAUCAAAGAGGAACCUUCUGGUGACGACAGUGACUGCGAAGGUGACUUCAGUUCCGAUCUGGAACCGGCACGGGACGAACGAAAGCCAACUAGCCGUAGUCCAAGCCGAUUUGAGGUGCCAAAAUCCCCACGAUACGCUCGUCACCAUCGUUCACCAGCGGCAGGACUAACCGGAACUGGUGUUUAUUCGGACGUAGCGCCAAAGAAACCUAAGCGCUCGGUGGAGUUCUACCGCAACAUUAACCGCAUCCCAAACGACGCGGCCUCUGGAAGCCACUGGAACAACGGCGCUACUCCUGUGGAGAAGAACCACUCCAAUCCUGUCGACACACGUUACUCACUUCCGGCCAUGCUGGGUGGAAACGAACGUGAACGGUUCCAAAAGCGACCAAGACCCAUCGCACAGAAGGCGAACAACACGAUCUACGAGAAUGAGGUAUCGGAGUUUGAGGCACAUCACGUGAACGGGACCUUCGGUGAGUCGUGUGUGGCCCAAAGUCCACCACGGCUCUUCUACAAAGCCAACGCGAGUCCUUACGCCGAUGGGACACCUAAAAAGCAGAGCAAUCUUCGAAGCAGGCCGCGUGUGUUUAAGGAUAAACCGGCUCCGGCACCUCCCGUGGUUGUUGGGGUGAACACUGGACCUGCUAGUUGUCCAACGAAGCAACACCAACACAGUGAUUCGGACUCACCACUGACGGGAUCUUAUCGAAAGUACGAGCUGAACUCUUCUUCGAUCUACGAUGAGCAUGUUAUCUCGUCACGCGCGUACCGAGGACCACUGAAGCCGAGAUUGGUUAACGAUCCUGUCGUUCCGGUUUCGAAGCAUCAGCGCAAAUCACUCUCCUACCAGACGAUCGUGAACAAGCACGGUGAUCUGGUGGAUUACGCGCUUCCGUUUAGUGACAACGCGGACACCACGACCGAAACGAAGGGUGAGCUGAACGCGACUCCUCCCAAGGAACUCUCAACACCCGGACAGGAUACCCUGUCGGAGAUACGCACCUGUGAGCAGCUGGUCAAUGACAACUUCCAGUUCCUACAAACGACCGCGUUUCACGAUGACUCGACAAGCAUCAUCACGGAACCGAUUAGCGUGCUGAAAGGUCGAUCGGCACGGAUCGUCACGGAUUUGGACCGUUCGAAUGGUAGCACGCUCAAAGAGGACGCUGACGAUGACCACCGGACUGUGGAACAGCUUGAGCUGGAGAGUGUGGAACAGCUGCUGGUUAGCCGGCAGCAGGAGAUCGAUGCACAGCUGGCACAGUUUGCGCUACAAGACGACCCACAGGACAUCCUGCUGGAGCUGGAUUCGCUGCAGAAGUGGAGCAAGAGCAUUCAGCUGUCGGAUGACUUCCUGCAGGCGCGUUACACGGAGCGGAAUCUGCUGGAGUGCUUCCGGCGUAUUGUUGGUGCUAGUCUACUGACAUGCUUCCCGAAUGAGGUGCGUUAUCGCGUGGGCGCGCUGCGUAGUGCGUUCGUUUGUCCGCUUGAGUUCUCUUGUGGACUGUUCCGUGGAGUGGCCGUUACUUUGCGCAAGUACUCGCUUAGUAUGGAGCGGAGUCUGUAUUUCGCGGAGGAGGCUUGUCGGAGGGACUUCGAGGUGUUGGCACAGGUGCGUCAUCCGAUGGUGGCCUCGCUGAUGGCGGUGUCGUACGAUUCGGCUCUCAAUCAGGCCACGUUGCUGCUGGAACCGUUCGAUUUUACGCUCUUCGAUUAUAUCCACAAGAUGAAUAAGCGUCUGUCGCUGAUGCACGCCGUGACUGUUGUGCAGCAGAUUGCAUCUGCCGUGGGCUACCUGCAGGAGUGUGGAUAUGUCCAUUCAAACAUCUCGAGCGGUUGCAUCCUGAUGAGACGUUAUCCAUACUCCGUGAAGUUAACGUCGUUUGAACUGACCACCGAUGCGGCCUCGGAUGCGGUACGGCGUGAGAUUGAACAUCGCUACGGCAGCACGUCGUCGUCUCGGAACUCCAUGACAUCAUCGCAGCAUGACGAGCUGAAGAAGAUCACAACGUACGCGCGGCUGAUCAAGAACGACGAGCAGUUCUUGCGUGACAAGUACCGCAAAUUAUCGGUGGAGAUCUGUGAGAACCGUUCCAGACCACCCGGUGGCCAACCGUCGUUCGGUGAUGCCAAUGGAUAUGAUUGCCGGGCAAGUCGGUUCCUCCCGUACUGCAAGGAGUACCGGGAGAAGUUCUCGUUGUUUUACUACGUCGCUCCAGAGCUGCUCGUACCGAAGGCGACCUUUGUCUAUCCGAGCAAGAGCACCGACGUGUACUCGAUCGCACUGCUGCUGUGGGAGAUCCUAAACGGAUACGUCCCGUUCGUGGUGUACAGCCGAGCGGAGCUGGAGAAAUUGCACACAUCUGCCGAUCUGCCGUUGCCGAUGUUCGAGAAGGAGCGCUGCGAACGCUUCCGGCAGAUCUUCGAGGGUGGUCUAGGGGAUCUGAGUAACCGGAAGAUGACCAUGGGCAACGUUGUGGACCUUUUAGACUGUUUGCUGAUCGAGCUGGGUAUGGAAAAGAACGGCACGCAUGAUUGGCUGGCGGAGGACUACGAGGAGCGCUCAAGCUCGACGGAAGUGCGGCUGAAAAACGAACUGAACGACGUACGGAAGCAAAGUGCGCACGUUGAAAAGACAGACAAGAUCUACUUCCACACAGAAGAGUCCGAACUGGUAAGGGCCACGAAACAGCAGCAGCAGCAGCAGAGACAACCGAAAAAACCUGCUCGAAAAAUUAACCGCGCUAAAGAGUCGCUUCCGCAGGAGAACUACGCGGAACCCAACGUCAAAAACCGGCAGCUGGCGGUGGAGAAAAAAUCCCCACUCAGCUCAACCUUCAGCCUGUCGAACUCCGCAAUCUAUCAAACGAUAUUCGAUUUUAACAACAAAUUCCUCUCACCGAAAACGUCCUCCAAGCAGAUCUACGAUCGAACAAGUACGGUGAAGAAGCAAAAGAAGCCUCCGCGGAGCCACAAGAAGGCCUCUAAGGAGUUGUUUGAGGUAGCCGAUCAACUAAACAAAAGCUUUAGUGAGCCACCUGAGCGCAUUGAUGACAGCGAUGGAGAACAUAAGAAAGAACUCGAAUGCGCUGACAUGCCGGAACAGAUAUAUUGCAAUGGCGUGGCUGAAACUGUGGAACCUCUGCAAGAGCACCGAGAAAAAGGACUAACUUGCGAGCUAGCUGGUAGUGAUAGCAAUGAAACUGGCCGCCCGUUGACUCAAGAGCAUCCGUCCAAAUCCUGUGACAGCUCACCAGGCACAAGACGGCGUAGCGUCACACCAAAACUAAACAACUCCUUCCGCUUCACGAUUGGUGACUUUACGCUACCAGACACUCCGAUCGCACGGAAGAACAAGAUCCGCAAACACGCCUGGCUGUCGGAUCAGAAACUCCGAGUGACGGAUGAAUCACAACCUGCCACGCCGGAAGACUGCCACAGUAAGUCCUGCUUCAAUGCGGGCCUGACGUCACGUAGCGGAUCCUUCCUGACAUCGACGAACUUGAACUGCUCCACGUCGCUGCAGGACAUCAAACCGAAGCGCAUCAACAUUAGCGUGAACAUCUUCCGAUCACCCGAACCCCACACAACGCUGGUGGUGCAGAAAAAGGGCACACCGAAGGUGCUCGUUGAAGGAGUUCCUCCGUUCGAGGACAGACUCUGGAAGAAGGAGAAGCUGAUUUGUGAACGUAGCAAGCUGCCAACACCGGAUGAUACGGAGGUGCAGGAUGAGAAGAACGAACAGGUGGACUCUGGAGGACCUUUGAACGAUUCGCUGAGUGUCGUUACAGCGCAUCUAUCGUCUGUACGGGACGCGAUCAAGAAGAUUGAAACUACCUUCGAAAAGACCGGAUUCGACUACAGCCCAGUGCGGAAGAUGGACGGCAGUGGUCGAAAGGCGUUGAUCGAAGGAAGCGUUAGAUUAAACGGAUCUUACGUCCCAGAAGGAUCGCUAGUGGUUGAGGAGAACUUGCUCGUUCCCACGCGGGUGCUCGAGCUGGAAAAGACGUUGGAAGCGGAAGAAGCUGCCGAAGCGAAGGAUACAGCUGAAGCAGCGGAAAUGGGACCGAUUCCAAUCCUUGCACCAGCAUUGGCAGCCACACCACCGGUCACACAGGAUACGGCUGUGACACACUUGAACGUACUGUUGGCAGCUGGAGGUGAUCAAUCCAGACAGAAGGAGCCACCGAUCGAACCGCAGAAAGGACCCCAAAUGAUGAAAGAUGAGCCACCCGUUAUCCCUGUUCCCACGACAUCCAGCAUUCCCGUGCCGUUUGUGCCCAACUCUCAGCUAUACCUUCGCCGAAUGGCACAAAGCCAGCUCGGAAACAGCGUCGCAAUCCACCGGCAGCAAUCCGUCUAUCGCGAGAGCAUCGUUUCAAGCACGGAUCUAGCCGUACCGUUCACGGAACCAACAAUGGUGGCCCCAGUAGCGACAUCCGGCUCAACGUUCGUGACCACAACGACGACAGCGAUUCCACCCGGAAGUGCACGUAAAACGAAGCUAACCACGCGCGUUACGGUGAACAUGCGCAAAAUAUCGCGCCGUGCGUCGGACAUCAGUCCCGCAUCGUCCCGACCCAAUUCGGUCAACCUGGACGAUCUGGAUGCACCGUCGUCGGGAUGCAUCACACCAACCGGACCUGGUGCUGUACGGCAUUCGUGUGGAAAUGAGCUGUUGCGUGCGUUUUCCAAGCUGCGAUUGAUCGCUCCCGAGGAUGGUUCCGGCACUGUGAAGGCCCCAACUUCCGGUGAGGUUGGUGGGCGAUCCGGAACACCGGUGUCGGCACCGGGAGUUCUGAUUUCGAACGCUUCCGGUCAAUCCGUCACGGCGGCCAAUCGCAUUGAGCGACUCGUUUGCUGUAACUGUGGCAACGCGAUGGUUCCGGCCGAAGGAUUCAACGUUCCCGCCGGAAGUCGUAUCGGCAUGACGGCCGCGUUUGGUGAGACGAACUUUUCGCGUGAAAGCUUCGCAUCCAUGUUUGAGCCUCCGAUGACACCCACACCGGCGAUGGCGGGUCGCAUACGCACGAUGACACCAUUCCAGAAAUCAACCGAAGAUCUCUACAUCGAUGAUGACUUUUGCCAAGGACUAAACCAUAUGGGAGCAAACAUGGAGCUGGUUGAACCACUCGACGAAGGCCAGUUCCUCGAUGCCUACGGGUACGACAUUUACGCCACGGAAAUCUACCACGCCGAGGAGGAAGAGAACGCGCUCGAACACGGAUUUCCUACAGAUCGAGACAAUCCCGAACGGGAGCUGCAUUUUACCUUCCGAAACCAUCUCACGACAGUCGACUGCAUGGACGGUGAGGGAAAAUUUCUGGAAAAAUGCUCCCAGCUCAAUGAACAAUCGCUGUCGAAGGAAUACGUGCCCAUAGCGUCCGCCAUCGAUUGUGAUCCGUCGCAUGCGUUGGCGGUAGAACUUCCCUCGACUCCAACACCAUUCCCGGUCAACAAUGAGACAUCUCUUACGCCAAAACCGGAGCCUGGCCCGUGA
This is a messenger RNA of Anopheles nili, 5778 nucleotides long. RefSeq lists its product as uncharacterized. Lineage: Eukaryota; Metazoa; Arthropoda; Insecta; Diptera; Culicidae. Gene Ontology annotation, cellular component: nucleus. Gene Ontology annotation, molecular function: protein serine/threonine kinase activity; ATP binding. The transcript is spliced from 5 exons. The record is from RefSeq and is a predicted model, not a curated record. Bases 1 to 5778 code for a protein of 1925 amino acids. Gene Ontology annotation, biological process: protein phosphorylation; intracellular signal transduction; positive regulation of apoptotic process.